UCCUCUCCAGUUCCUAAUCUUUUCCAUUACGAAUACACAAGCAGGAGACUUUACAAAGCUGAAUAUUAAGCUGCUGAAAGAAAGAAGGAAAUAUGGCAUCCAGAAGAAUCUCCAAAAUUACUACAGCAUGCGGAAAUGUGGAGAAGAGUACAGGCAAGGACAAAACCCAUCACUGCUCAGACUGUGGGAAGAGUUUUAUUGCAAAGAGUCAUCUCCAGCGACACCAGCGCAUUCACACUGGAGACAAACCGUAUCACUGCACAGACUGUGGGAAGAGCUUUACUCAACAGAGAAGUCUUAAACAACACCAGUUAAUUCACACUGGAGACAAGCCCUAUCACUGCUCGGAAUGUGGGAAAAGCUUUACUAGACAGAUUGGCCUCAAAAAACACCAGCACAUUCACACUGGAGAGAGACCAUAUCACUGCAUGAACUGUGGGAGGAGCUUUACUCAACAGAGUGGUCUUAAACAACACCAGUUAAUUCACACUGGAGAGAAACCGUAUCACUGUUCAGAGUGUGGCAAGAGCUUUAAUCUUCAGGGUAACCUCAAAAAACACCAGCGCAUUCACACUGGAGAGAAACCGUAUCACUGUUCAGAGUGUGGCAAGAGCUUUAAUCUUCAGAGUAACCUCAAAAAACACCAGCGCAUUCACACUGGAGAUAAACCGUAUCACUGCCCAGAGUGUGGAAAAAGUUUUACUCAAGAGAGUGGUCUCAAAGAACACCAGCUCAUUCAUACAGAGGAAAAACCGUAUCAAUGCUCAGACUGUGGGAAGAGUUUCACCAAAAAGGGUCUUCUCCAGCAACAUCAGCGCAUUCACACUGGAGAGAAACCGUAUCCCUGCUUACAGUGUGGCAAGAGCUUUAAUCAACAGAGUAUUCUUAAAAUACACCAGCGCAUUCACACUGGAGAGAAACCGUAUCACUGCUCAGAGUGCGGCAAAAGUUUUAAUCGACAGAGUAACCUCAAAAAACACCAGCGCAUUCACACUGGAGAGAAACCCUAUCACUGCCCAGAGUGUGGAAAAACUUUUACUCAACAUAGUGGUCUCAAAGAACACCAGCUCAUUCAUACAGAGGAAAAACCGUUUCACUGCUCAGACUGUGGGAAGAGUUUCACCAAAAAGCGUCUUCUCCAGCAACACCAGCACAUUCACACUGGAGUAAAACCAUAUUACUGCUCAGAGUGUGGGAAGAGUUUUACUGGAAUGAGUGGCAUCCGAACACACCAACUUAUUCACACUGGAGAGAAACCGUAUCACUGCUCAGAGUGCGGCAAAAGCUUUAAUCAACAGAGUAUUUUUAAAACACAUCAGCGCAUUCACACUGGAGAGAAACCGUAUCACUGCUCAGAGUGCGACAAAAGCUUUAAUUGUCAGAGUAUUCUUAACAGACACCAGCGCAUUCACACUGGAGAGAAAUCAUAUCUCUGUUUAGAGUGUGGCAAGAGCUUUAAUCUUCAGAGUAACCUCAAAAGGCACCAGCGCAUUCACACUGGAGAAAAACCGUAUCACUGCUCACAGUGUGGCAAAAGCUUUAAUCGACAGAGCAACCUCAAAACACACCAGCGCAUUCACACUGGAGAAAAACCGUAUCACUGCUCACAGUGUGGCAAAAGCUUUAAUCGACAGAGCAACCUCAAAACACACCAGCGCAUUCACACUGGAGACAAAACCCAUCACUGCUCAGACUGUGGGAAGAGUUUUAUUGCAAAGAGUCAUCUCCAGCGACACCAGCGCAUUCACACAGGAGAGAAACCGUAUCACUGCACAGACUGUGGGAAGAGCUUUACUCAACAGAGAAGUCUUAAACAACACCAGUUAAUUCACACUGGAGACAAGCCCUAUCACUGCUCGGAAUGUGGGAAAAGUUUUACUAGACAGAUUGGCCUCAAAAAACACCAGCACAUUCACACUGGAGAGAGACCAUAUCACUGCAUGAACUGUGGGAGGAGCUUUACUCAACAGAGUAUUCUUAAAACACAUCAGCGCAUUCACACUGGAGAGAAACCGUAUCCCUGCUUACAGUGUGGCAAGAGCUUUAAUCAACAGAGUAUUCUUAAAAUACACCAGCGCAUUCACACUGGAGAGAAACCGUAUCACUGCUCAGAGUGCGGCAAAAGUUUUAAUCGACAGAGUAACCUCAAAAAACACCAGCGCAUUCACACUGGAGAGAAACCCUAUCACUGCCCAGAGUGUGGAAAAACUUUUACUCAACAGAGUGGUCUCAAAGAACACCAGCUCAUUCAUACAGAGGAAAAACCGUUUCACUGCUCAGACUGUGGGAAGAGUUUCACCAAAAAGCGUCUUCUCCAGCAACACCAGCACAUUCACACUGGAGUAAAACCAUAUUACUGCUCAGAGUGUGGGAAGAGUUUUACUGGAAUGAGUGGCAUCCGAACACACCAACUUAUUCACACUGGAGAGAAACCGUAUCACUGCUCAGAGUGCGGCAAAAGCUUUAAUCAACAGAGUAUUUUUAAAACACAUCAGCGCAUUCACACUGGAGAGAAACCGUAUCACUGCUCAGAGUGCGACAAAAGCUUUAAUUGUCAGAGUAUUCUUAACAGACACCAGCGCAUUCACACUGGAGAGAAAUCAUAUCUCUGUUUAGAGUGUGGCAAGAGCUUUAAUCUUCAGAGUAACCUCAAAAGGCACCAGCGCAUUCACACUGGAGAAAAACCGUAUCACUGCUCACAGUGUGGCAAAAGCUUUAAUCGACAGAGCAACCUCAAAACACACCAGCGCAUUCACACUGGAGAAAAACCGUAUCACUGCUCACAGUGUGGCAAAAGCUUUAAUCGACAGAGCAACCUCAAAACACACCAGCGCAUUCACACUGGAGUAAAACCAAAUGAGCAACCAUCUUGUUCUGGAUGAACUGAUCUAUUAUCAAUUAUCAAAUGUGGUAUAUUAUUCAAAUACUGUAUCAUCCUGUUCCUCUGGAGUGCACCUCACUGCUCACAGACAAAUUUUCCAUAAUGCACAUACCGGUCAUGUGACUACUACCUCCACCAGUCAGAACUUAUCUGCUCACAGUCACCUGAGUACUGAUUUAGCACACCUGUAUAUAAGUUUAUUUAAGCAAAAGUUCCUUGUAAUGAAUUGUAUUGGUUUUAACAGUGUACACAGAGUGUUUAUUUGAUUGUUUCUGAUUCUAUUACCGUUACUAACCU
Molecule: messenger RNA, 3178 nt
Organism: Astyanax mexicanus (Mexican tetra)
Lineage: Eukaryota; Metazoa; Chordata; Actinopteri; Characiformes; Acestrorhamphidae
Product: zinc finger protein 501-like
Exons: 2
Coding region: 93-2882 (929 amino acids)
Biological process (GO): regulation of transcription by RNA polymerase II
Cellular component (GO): nucleus
Molecular function (GO): DNA-binding transcription factor activity, RNA polymerase II-specific; RNA polymerase II cis-regulatory region sequence-specific DNA binding
Source: RefSeq, a predicted model, not a curated record